AAAAGGCAGACGUUGGUGAAAUGGCUUUCCCAUGAUCUUGCCCGUCUGAACUGCCUUCCUCAUUACUGGUCACAUGGUUUUGACAUGACAUCACAUGACAAGAAGAAUCAGGUGAAAGAAACAUUGUACAAAAUGUGGAAAUAAUGGCGUCUACUAAGAGGCGCAACUGCACUAUUGUGUUACGCUGUUUUCAUUUGCAUCAGCGUUUCCUUUUCUAAAUGUUAAUUAAUUUAGAAACACCAGCUGGGUAGCAGUCUUCAGGUUUAUACACAAGAUGGAGCUAAAGCACCGAGGAGCGCCGUUUAGCGCAGAAGAAGAAGAAGAAGAAGAAGAGGAGGCAGAAGCCAGUCCGCCAUGCUUACCCUGCUACACCACUGUGGUCGCAACGUACUGACAUUCAGGACAGUUCAGACAGUAAAUAAAAGUUACUACACAACACAGAUGGGUAAGCGCGUGGCUGUGGUGUUGGCGGGCUGCGGAGUUUAUGAUGGCAGCGAGAUCCACGAGGCCUCCGCUGUCUUGGUCCACCUGAGCAGAGGAGGUGCUAGUGUAAACAUGUUUGCCCCCAACAUUGACCAGAUGCAUGUGGUGAAUCACCUGAAAGGCGAGCCUUCUGAGGAGAAGAGAAACGUGUUGGUGGAGAGCGCGAGACUGGCCCGUGGAAACAUCCAGGACCUGUCUAAACUCAGUGUCAAAGACCAUGACGCUAUUAUAUUCCCAGGUGGUUUUGGGGCAGCGAAGAACCUCUGUACAUGGGCAGUACAGGGAAAGGACUGCUCCGUUAAUGACGAGGUUAAGGCCACGCUGCAGGCGUUCCACGGCGAGGGUAAACCCAUUGGCCUCUGCUGCAUCUCACCUGUUCUGGCCGCCAAGGUAUUUCCUGGCUGUGAGGUCACCGUCGGCCUCGAGAAGGAUGACAAGUACCCCGACACUACUGACACUGCAGCGGCCAUCAACCAGUUGGGCUGCAAGCACGUGAGUAAGAGUGUCAGCGAGAGCCACGUGGACGAGAAGAACAAGCUGGUCACCACUUCUGCUUUCAUGUGCAAUGCUCCAAUACACGAGAUAUUUGAUGGAAUCGGAUCGAUGGUGCAGGACGUGCUGAAACUUGCUUGAUUCCACUAAUACUCAAAAGAUGGUGGAAACAGAAAGAAAAGCAUGGGGGUGGGGCAAAUAGAAGCUGCCUGCUGAACUGAGACAAUUAUAGAAGGAUGUUACAGUAACUCCUUGAUCAAAAGCACUUCCAGAUUCUCUUAAAAUAUGCAUGUAUUUGUAGUAGUAAUGUACAAUACCUGGUCUAAUUUAUUUAAAAAAAUAUCUCUGUUUGACUCAAUCUUACUGGAUAAUAUUCUGCUGCAGUGGAUCAGUCUCAUGAUGGCAAUGUUGAUAGAAAAUCAACAGCAGGUGUGGUAUUGUACAAAAAAAUGCAAUAAAAUGAAAAAGUUCA
This is a messenger RNA of Siniperca chuatsi (mandarin fish), 1447 nucleotides long. RefSeq lists its product as uncharacterized. The transcript is spliced from 4 exons. The record is from RefSeq and is a predicted model, not a curated record. Lineage: Eukaryota; Metazoa; Chordata; Actinopteri; Centrarchiformes; Sinipercidae. The coding region runs from base 355 to 1116 and encodes 253 amino acids.